AUGUAUAAUUAAAGAAGGAAUAGGAAAAUUAUUGAAGAUGAAGAAUUAGAGGAUUAAUCUUCUAACUUCUAAUCAUUGGGAAAUUAAAACUCGUCAUCAUAAAAAAAAUCUUCUCCUAAUAAGCAAUUAUGCACUAUUUGCUUAGAAUAAUUCACUCCCCCUUUAUCCAAACUCAAAUGUAACCACCUUUUUUGUUAAAUAUGUUUUGAUUAAUUUAUGAAAGUAGCCAAAAAAUUAUAAUGUCCCUUAUGUAGAUAACCUUUUUCAUAUUAUGAUAUUUAUAUUAAUUAAGAUGGAGUGUUGGUGUGGAUUAACAAAUCUGAAAAUUUCUAUUAAAAAAAUACAUAAGAAAGCUACUCAUAGCUAGAGGAAAGCAUAUUUUAGGAAAGCUUUUUAAACACACCAUCAUAAAGUAUUGUGAGUGCCUCAAUUUCUGAAGUUUGUUAAGUUUGCCUUUGUAAUGAAAAUGAUGAUUAAGUGAUCUUUUGUCUAUAAUGUAGAAUUCUUAUUGGUCAUGAUUAUUGUAUUUAGGAUGAUGAGAGAAUUUUAGGUUUAUGUAAUAGUUGUUAAAAUUAAUGA
Messenger RNA from Paramecium tetraurelia, 579 nucleotides. RefSeq lists its product as uncharacterized. The transcript has 2 exons. The record is from RefSeq and is a predicted model, not a curated record. Gene Ontology annotation, biological process: protein autoubiquitination. NCBI's taxonomy places the organism in Eukaryota, Ciliophora, Oligohymenophorea, Peniculida, Parameciidae. Gene Ontology annotation, molecular function: ubiquitin-protein transferase activity.